Molecule: messenger RNA, 1050 nt
Organism: Daldinia vernicosa
Lineage: Eukaryota; Fungi; Ascomycota; Sordariomycetes; Xylariales; Hypoxylaceae
Exons: 5
Coding region: 230-571 (113 amino acids)
Biological process (GO): iron-sulfur cluster assembly
Cellular component (GO): mitochondrion; L-cysteine desulfurase complex
Source: RefSeq, a predicted model, not a curated record
GGCGCCGAUUGUAUUUUUGGCCGAGCAAGUACCUAACAUAAACUGACAAAAAAAAAGCUACUACAGCUACCGCCGCGACAAUAUCGCAAUCGGCAUUUUGCCAUCAACUUGCACAGUUGAAAAGCUAACGUCUCCACAACACCUCAUUAACACUUCCAACUUCUCCUUGUCAAGCUAUAUCAAUCAUAUCUUACCAAACCAACCUGCGAUCCGAUAUAGCGCAUCGACUAUGUCCGUGGUUUCAGCCCUGAAGGGUGACUUGCCGCAGCAAGCUCGGUCAUUGUACCGCCAACUGCUGCGUCAAGGCAGUCAGUUUCAGGCCUACAACUUCAGAGAGUAUGCAAAGCGCCGAACGAGAGAUGCAUUCCGAGAGAACGCGGGCGUGCAGGAUCCUAGAGAGAUACAGACACUCAUACAGAAGGGACUAAAGGAGUUGCAGAUGAUGAAACGUCAAACGGUCAUCAGCCAAUUCUACCAGAUAGAUCGGUUAGUAGUGGAGGGCGGAAUAUCGGGUAAGCAAAGCGGAAAGUCCGGAGAUGUUUCGCGGCAGAAGGAUACGGGAUGGGAUUAAUACCACCUUGCGUGAUGCUUUAGACUAUUCGCAAUAGGGUCACCUCGUUCUUCUCGUGCGUCUCGCAUCUACUAUACGAGACGUGCCAGCCCUGUACCAUUACAACUUCAUUGUACAUCAAGCGCGCGGUCGAAUUAUAGGCUUGUGGUGUCCGCUUUCCUGGUUCGUAGGGAUAUCAAGUCUCAUUAGAGCAUGGAGAAAACGGAAACGGGAUCAGGUUAGAAUCUCGUAUGCAUGAAAAAAGUAUGGCCUACGAAUAAGGCAAUGCGCAGUACGGCAAGGAGUAUCCAGGUCAUCUCACAUCAUGAUAUCGAAUGCCAAUUCUGCUCAAGUUGCUUCAUAUGAACUUGCGAGUGAUAGUUCGCUAGUUUAGGAUUUCUUGUCAAGCUAGCAGAGACCAUUCAGAAGAUAUCCGCUGUAUAGCGAUCAAUACACUCCUCAUUUAAGGCAGAAUAUUCUGAUUAGAGACUACCUCAGUA